AUGUGCGACCGGUCGAUACGCGAUCCAGACGUGCCGUGGUUGGAGGAGUCACCGCUGACUGCUACCAUCCCUCAAUCAGUGACCGUGCAGCAACAGGUUUGGUUUUAUCGGCCUGAUCUAUUCCAUACCUGCCACAAGGGCUUGAUGGCCGAGCUUGCUGGUAGUGCUUUGGUGAGCAUGUUGGACUUGAACCUCGAUACGGGCGGUGGUGCUGGGAACAUCCCGGACAGGCUUCACAGCCUUUACUUGGAGAUGAAGGUCUUUCGGGGCCCCAGUCGCGUGCGGCCACGCUGGCAGAGCCACGCAUGGCACCCGCAAUUCAUGCGCUAUAGAAGUGCCCUCACUGCGAUUACAUUGCUGGUGUCUGUGAGCUAA
Molecule: messenger RNA, 375 nt
Organism: Effrenium voratum
Lineage: Eukaryota; Dinophyceae; Suessiales; Symbiodiniaceae
Source: the annotation of a GenBank genome assembly